CUCUGAGUCCGGGCAGUCAGGUGUUCCCGCUGCCCCGGCGCCGCCUUCUCGCCGUUUGAACGCUAACUAGAGCGCAGCGAUGCGAGACUGACUGGCCGAGGAUGGGCGGAGCCGCCCGCCUGGGAGCGGGGCUGUGCCUGCCCCCAAUCCCACAGUGCCCCGCGACCGGAAGGUGAGCCGUGGCUUCCGGUACCUCCUCGCCAAUUCAGGCGGUUACUGUGUAGGGCUGGUGACGAUUUAGCGUUUUUGCUUGUUAUGGCCGUCGCUAUGGAGACAGAUGAUGCUGGAAAUCGACUUCGGUUUCAGUUGGAGUUGGAAUUUGUGCAAUGUUUAGCCAAUCCAAAUUACCUUAAUUUUCUUGCCCAAAGAGGUUACUUCAAAGACAAAGCAUUUGUUAAUUAUCUUAAGUACUUGCUUUACUGGAAAGAACCAGAAUAUGCCAAGUAUCUAAAGUACCCUCAGUGUUUACAUAUGUUAGAACUGCUCCAAUAUGAACACUUCCGGAAGGAGCUGGUGAAUGCUCAGUGUGCAAAAUUCAUUGAUGAACAGCAGAUCCUACACUGGCAGCACUAUUCCCGGAAGCGGAUGCGCCUUCAACAAGCUCUGGCAGAACAGCAGCAGCAGAAUAACACCUCAGGAAAAUAAAGAGCUGGUAGCAGACCAGGCUUUCACGACCUGUACAUAAUGUAUUUCUAUUGUACAGCAAAGACAAAGCUUCCGACCAUUAUUGUGGCAGCACCUGGGACCUUUCUUGUACUUUUUGAUCAGCAGACUUUUUGUUAAUAGAUUGUUUCUGUGAAACC
Molecule: messenger RNA, 803 nt
Organism: Castor canadensis (American beaver)
Lineage: Eukaryota; Metazoa; Chordata; Mammalia; Rodentia; Castoridae
Source: RefSeq, a predicted model, not a curated record